Cutaneotrichosporon cavernicola is the source of this 384-nucleotide messenger RNA. RefSeq lists its product as uncharacterized. The transcript has 3 exons. Lineage: Eukaryota; Fungi; Basidiomycota; Tremellomycetes; Trichosporonales; Trichosporonaceae. Bases 1 to 384 code for a protein of 127 amino acids. The record is from RefSeq and is a predicted model, not a curated record.
AUGCCUCCAGUCGACCCAACAGCACACGUCAUGGACUAUCCCGCCCUCGACCUUGGCCACAAGCAUGCGUCGCGAACAACUCUUGCGCUUGUUGACCUCGACGUGCAUAUCUGGGGUCUCGAUGAGAUUGCCGGCAGCAACCUGCCUGUCGGGGUAGUGAUCCUCGGUCGCGUCGCCCAGCUCGACAUGGUGUCGAGGAGCUCGAUGAUCUCUUCUUUGACUGUCCUCCCGGCACAUCUCUCCCCGAUCAAGCAGGGCAUAGCGUGCAACGCGUUCCCCGGCCUGCAAAAGAUCCGGCACACGGCGUCAAUGCUGCUCAGCGACUUUGACGGGACCAGUGCACCGCCUGGUGACGCGGACGAGGCGAGCAGGAGGAGCUUAUAG